CUCUGAACGAGACAGGGCAGUACGUACAGUUAGCGACGCGGCUAGCGUCUAUUCAAAGCCUUUAAGUAGCCUUAGCUUAGCUGAGUUAUACUGCGUUAUUAAUUAUUAACAAGACUAACUUUUUUGUUGUUGAAGAUUUCAGGAUGACCGGUUCAAAUGAGUUCAAGCUGAACCAGGGACCUGAUGAUGGCAUCUCGGCAGUGAAGUUCAGCCCCAAUAGCUCUCAGUUCCUCUUGGUCUCAUCCUGGGACACCACUGUGCGUCUCUAUGAUGUUGGUGGAAAUUCGAUGAGGAUGAAGUACCAGCAUCUGGCCCCAGUCCUCGACUGUGCUUUCUACGAUCCAACUCACGCGUGGAGCGGUGGACUCGACAGUCAGCUCAAAAUGCACGACUUGAAUACAGACCAAGACACAAUCGUCGGAACACACGACGCCCCCAUACGCUGCGUGGAGUACUGCCCAGAGGUCAAUGUCAUGGUAACAGGAAGCUGGGACAUGAGCGUAAGGCUGUGGGAUCCCCGGACGCCGUGCAACGCCGGCACUUUUACCCAGCCCGACAAGGUGUACACGCUGUCUGUGGCCGGGGACCGUCUGAUCGUGGGUACGGCAGGACGCAGAGUGCUGGUGUGGGACCUGAGGAACAUGGGAUAUGUCCAGCAGAGACGAGAGUCCAGCCUGAAGUAUCAGACACGCUGCAUACGAGCGUUUCCAAACAAACAGGGCUACGUGCUAAGCUCGAUCGAAGGCCGAGUAGCCGUGGAGUACCUGGACCCGAGUCUGGAGGUGCAGAAGAAGAAAUACGCCUUUAAAUGCCACCGUCUGAAGGAGAACACCACCGAGCAAGUUUACCCCGUCAACGCCAUCUCCUUCCACAGCAUCCACAACACCUUUGCCACAGGUGGUUCGGACGGCUUCGUGAACAUCUGGGAUCCGUUCAAUAAGAAGCGCCUGUGUCAGUUCCACCGUUACCCGACCAGCAUCGCCUCCCUGGCCUUCAGCGGUGACGGCUCUCUGCUCGCCAUCGCCUCGUCAUACAUGCACGAGCAGGGCGACAUCUCACACCCGCCGGACGCCGUGUUCAUCCGCCAGGUCACUGACGCAGAGACCAAGCCCAAGUCGACCUGAGGCUGUGUUCAGGUGUGUGUUCAGGAUCGAGCGCUCCUGAAGUGUAACCCUGACAACGACGAUGAUGAUGAUCUGCUGGUAUCCAGUUGUUCAUAUGUGUUUGUUUUUCUACGUUUCUGUACCUUUUCUACACUUUCUCCUCUUCUUAUCUUUGUUAGUAACAAGAUAGUUAAUUUUCGUUUGUUUUCCACACUGUGUAAUGUCAUAUGUUCUUUCAUUACCAGAUACAUCCAGCCCAGUAAAUAUUCAUGUUUAACUAAAUAAAACCUGCUUUUAUGAAAGA
Molecule: messenger RNA, 1407 nt
Organism: Clarias gariepinus (North African catfish)
Lineage: Eukaryota; Metazoa; Chordata; Actinopteri; Siluriformes; Clariidae
Gene: bub3
Product: BUB3 mitotic checkpoint protein
Exons: 8
Coding region: 144-1124 (326 amino acids)
Biological process (GO): mitotic spindle assembly checkpoint signaling
Cellular component (GO): mitotic checkpoint complex; bub1-bub3 complex; kinetochore
Molecular function (GO): ubiquitin binding
Source: RefSeq, a predicted model, not a curated record